Messenger RNA from Cucumis melo (muskmelon), 1305 nucleotides. Its product is annotated as cinnamoyl-CoA reductase-like SNL6. Gene Ontology annotation, molecular function: 3-beta-hydroxy-Delta5-steroid dehydrogenase (NAD+) activity. The transcript has 6 exons. The record is from RefSeq and is a predicted model, not a curated record. Bases 286 to 1179 code for a protein of 297 amino acids. Gene Ontology annotation, biological process: steroid biosynthetic process. NCBI's taxonomy places the organism in Eukaryota, Viridiplantae, Streptophyta, Magnoliopsida, Cucurbitales, Cucurbitaceae.
AAAUGUAUUUUAGCGUAAAUAAAAAUCUCAAUUAAAAGCCACUUUCUCCACCAUAUAAGCAUGAUUUAAUAGAUUGCAUAUUCCUCUCAGGGGCACCCAUAACAAACUUCCCCACCCCCCUUGAAUCAAUGUCAUAGCAGUCGACAAAAUUGCAAUUUCUUUUCCACUUUCCCAAAUUUUCACCAUCAUUUCAUGCCAAUUACUUCACCACACAUCUCCUCAUCUCUAUAAAAUCAUCCCCAUUUCUCACAAACACAGAAAUACACGAAACAGAGACACCCAGAAAUGGAUCCUUCAAAGCCAAUUCUUUGCGUUCUUGACGCUUCCUCUUACGUCGGAUUUUGGGUCACCAAAGGAUUGCUAAGCAAAGGAUACCCAGUUCAUGCAGCCGUCCAGAACACUGGAAAGCCUGAGAUUGAAAAGACUAUUAGAGAGAUGUGUAAAGUGGAGAACGGGCUGAUGGUUUUUUCUGUAGAUAUCAUGGAUUAUCAGAGUAUUCUUGUUGCUUUGAAAGGGUGUUCUGGUUUGUUCUGUUGUAUGGACACCCACCAUGUGUAUGAUGAAAAAAUGGUGGAUUUGGAGGUUAGAGGAACAAUUAAUGUCGUCGAGGCUUGUGCUCAGACCGAUAGUGUUGAAAAGAUUGUCUUCACAUCCUCCUUAACUGCUGCUGUGUGGAGAGAGAAUAUUCUCUCUGAGAAAGACGUGGAUGAAAGAUGUUGGAGUGACAAAGAAUUUUGCAGGAAAAUGAAGUUGUGGUAUCCUUUGGCAAAGACACUUUCUGAACAAGCAGCGUGGGCUCUUGCAAUGGACCGAAGGCUAAAAAUGGUGUCAAUCAACGCAGGGCUUGUUCUUGGACCUGCUGUUGCAGAAGAGAAUUCAGGCUCAACAAUCUCAUAUCUCAAAGGAGCUGCUCAGAUGUAUGAAAAUGGGGUUCUAGCUGUGGUUGAUGUGAAGUUUUUGGUGGAUGUUCAUAUUCGAGCAAUGGAAGAUUCGUCGACGGGUGGUCGAUAUUUCUGCUUCGAUCAAAUAGUGAAUAGUGAGGAAGAAACUGUUAAACUUGCGAAUAUAUUGAGGCCAUUGAUAUCUCUUCCACAAAGGUACGAAGUUCAAGGAAAGGAAGCUUUUGCUGAGAGACUCAGAACUAGGAAAUUGCACAAACUCAUCGAAGGCACUGCUUAAUACUAAAUUUCAAAACUUUAGGGAAAAAGAUCGACUUUUUUUUUCCAUUUUUUCUUCUUCUUUUAGUAUGUAUCUUUGUUAGCACUUAAUAUAAUGAAGAAAAAAAAACUACUCUUUUAGCGUGUA